Messenger RNA from Nannizzia gypsea CBS 118893, 1053 nucleotides. RefSeq names its product 17-beta hydroxysteroid dehydrogenase 13. The coding region runs from base 1 to 1053 and encodes 350 amino acids. The record is from RefSeq and is a predicted model, not a curated record. NCBI's taxonomy places the organism in Eukaryota, Fungi, Ascomycota, Eurotiomycetes, Onygenales, Arthrodermataceae. The transcript has 2 exons. Gene Ontology annotation, molecular function: oxidoreductase activity, acting on the CH-OH group of donors, NAD or NADP as acceptor.
AUGAGCCUCUCAACCCAUAAAGGAUGGCUGCCGCGUGAAGGCUUCACGGCGGAUGUUAUUGGGCACAUCCUGUCGUCCACAGUCCUGGCGCCGCAAGUAACGAUACCGCUGCUGUUAUUUGCCAGUUACACGGCCAAGGGGAGGAGCUUGGUUGCUGACCGACCUGGCGUGUUUACUGCGCUGAAGGGACUGGUAUCACUUGGCCUACUGAAAAUCGUCAAUGGUUACAUCAGCCGUCGAGCCUUGAACAACUGGGUGUCUGACGAGUUUAUCUGGAGACGCGAGAUCGCCUUGGUGACCGGAGGAAGUGAUGGAAUCGGACAGCGGAUUGCGCUUCUGCUUGCUCGUCGUGGCCUCAAGGUCGUCGUCCUUGACGUCCAGGAGCCCAAAUACCAUACACCACCCAACGUAACUUUCUAUAAGUGCGACAUUACUUCCUCUGCAGCCGUUGCGGAGGUAGCUGCAACAAUCCGAGCAGACGUCGGCGAGCCGACCAUCAUCAUCAACAAUGCUGGUAUCCUGAGAACACGGCCUUUACUUCAAGGCACGGAGGCCGAGACGAGACUCGCCUUUGAGGUGAACACCCUCUCGCACUACGUAAUGGCGCGGGAGUUCCUACCAAGCUUGAUCCGCCACAACCAUGGGAUGCUGGUGACCGUUGCCUCGCAGGCUUCGCACGUUGCGUGUGCCAGUAUGGUUGACUAUGCCGGGACCAAAGCUGCAGCACUAGCUUUUCAUGAAGGCAUUGCCUCUGAGUUGAAGAUACGAUACAAGGCCCCCAAGAUACGCACCGUAGUGAUCGAACCGGGAUUCUGCAAGACCAGCCUUAUAGACGGCAUGUCAUCUGAAGACACCUGGUUCCAUCCGCUACUUCACCCUGACACGGUAGCAGAGCGGACAGUUGAACAGAUACUAACAGGCUCCAGCGGAAGGGUGAUAUUGCCUGGCUCCACUGGAUUCUUUGCGGAGAACAUUCACUCUCUUCCAUUUUGGCUUCAGAAUUUCAUCAGGGAUAGAUGUGAGAUGUCAUCGAGAACGAGCCACUGUGCUUAA